AUGUUUAAAUUACUAAGUAAAUUAAGCAUUUUAUUAUCAUUUAUACAGUUGUGUGUUUCUAUGAAUAGUUUUUUGUAUUUUAAUAAGAGCGAGUUCGUGCAGAGGGUGUCUAAUGGUAGAGCAGCCAAACUCGGAGAUGUACCGUAUCAGGUUGCUUUUAAAGCUUUGUAUUCAAGAAUUCGUAAUUUGUACGUCACCUUCUGCGGUGGUGUGAUAAUAGGGCCUGCGAAGCUGAUCUCUGCUGCACAUUGCUUUGAAGAAAAAAAUUCUUACUGUCGGAAGUUUUGGAGUAAGAGCACUGAAGUAUCCGAUCGUGUUUUAAGACGCGUCGUUGCCGUCGCCGGUAAUCUUCAGAAUAUCGUAGCUUAUUCUUACAGAGACAGCUUGCAAAGUGGCCAAUGGAGGAGCGUUUAUAAUAUCAUAUAUCCUACAAAUUACAGAUUCCCGGUACACGACAUAUCGAUCAUCACAUUGAAUCAUCCAUUUACUUUCAACCAAUAUGUAAGCUCCAUACCAAUAGCGUCACAGUUUAUCGAUUAUCGAGGAAAAUGCUUAGUUUCGGGUUACGGAAGGAUUACAGAAACGAUUUCAUCAGAAAAACUUCUUCUAGCAGAUUUAGAAAUAAUUCCAGCGAGAUUCUGUUCCGCACUACACAAUACAAAUAUGCAACAUUUUGUCUGCACGUCAGAUCUAAGCAGUGAUGUCAAAAAAGGCGAUUCCGGGGGACCGCUGGUUUGCCGAGGCACCGGCGACCCUAACGACAAAGGUCGCGGCGUGGUAUUUGGCAUUGUCAGCGGUAACCGCAGAGGCGUCGGCUCUUUUUUCACCAGAGUAUCGUCUUAUCAUUCGUAUAUCGAAAAUAAAGGAAGCUGUAGAGACGUAACAUUGUUAUAUAUGUUGAUAUCAGUAAUAAAUUUCGAACUAUUUUUAUUUUGA
Bombyx mandarina (wild silkworm) is the source of this 936-nucleotide messenger RNA. Its product is annotated as trypsin-3. Gene Ontology annotation, biological process: proteolysis. Gene Ontology annotation, molecular function: serine-type endopeptidase activity. Lineage: Eukaryota; Metazoa; Arthropoda; Insecta; Lepidoptera; Bombycidae. The record is from RefSeq and is a predicted model, not a curated record.